UUUAAUAAGCAUAACCGUUGUUGAUAGAAACAUAUACGCUGCAGAAAGUGUCGUCAUAAAGGUUUUGGUUUUGUGAUAGGUACAAUAUAUAAGUGUAAUCGUUGUUGUUAUAUACCUAUACGGUUUGUACGUGGUAGUUUACGUGUAUCCAGUGGUUGUUAUACGGAGAUUCGUUGAUGCUACGAUGCUGUAGUUGUUGUCAUCACAGACAUCGGUGUUUGUAGAACGUCACGGCGGUAGACAGAUCAGUGACCCUCGACAAUGUGUUCCUGAUCGACACCCUCGGCCGUGUCCGACUGGUCAACCCGCUGGACUACGAAGAGGGACACAGACAGCUGCACAUAGCGCUGCAGGUUAAGGACCAUGGCAACCCUCCAUUGACAGCCGAGUCAUAUCUCCACAUCUUCGUCAACGACAGUGACGAUCAGACUCCAAAGUUUCAACAUAAAGUCUACACGGCGUCUGUCAUUGGCGAGAAACCAGUGAUUGAAGAGUGCCACCCAACUCGUCCAGCACUGUUCGCAGAAGACCAGGAUCCGGUGAAGAAGUCCUUGGUUCGAUACAGCAUCAGAGAUGGAAUGCCGGUUCAGCCAUGGCACUGGCAGAAUUUCUUCUUCCUGAACGCGGAGACUGGGGAGCUAUGUCAGAGGGAGACGAUCCCCCGGGCCGUCUACAAGAGAGGGGAUCAAACCGUCGAGGAAGGAUUUGAAGGGUUUUAUAACUAUACCCUUACAGUAGAGAGCUACCAGAUUGACAACAGAAGUAAGUCUGACAUCGCCACCCUCCACGUCAACGUCAUCGACCAGAACAUCCACGGGCCCACGUUCGUAAGACGGCGCUACAAGGCGGAGAUAGAUGAGUUUCCCGCUGUCAGGGCCGGCACCGUCCUCACUGCAGUCAGCGCCGAGGACGAGGACUACGGUAAGAACAGCUUGUUUGAAUAUGAGCUCCUGAGCAACCCGGCCGGGGCGUUCUGGAUCGACUCCAGCAGCGGAGAGAUAAAGGUCACCCGUCCUCGAGCGAUAGACAGAGAGAAAAAUGAGACCAUCACGUUUAGGGUCAGGGCUAGAGAGAUCUCAACAAGCGAGAAGAGGUUCAGUGACCCGGAUGCAGUCGUUGAGGUCACUGUCCUUGAUGACAACGACAACAAACCUAAGUUUAGGAGACCCUCGUACAGAUUUGACGUGAAGGACAGUCUGACUGUUGGAACAGCCAUACAUAAGUUUGAAGAGCGGGUUCGAGCCGACGACCCUGACCUUGGUGAAAACGGCACCAUCCAUUUCUCCAUCACGGGAGUCCAGACGAAGGGGGGCUCGUUCUCAAUGAAGGAUCUGCAGAGAUUCAAGAUAGACAGAGACACGGGGGUCAUGAAGCUGGCGGACAACCUCCGGGACCUUAGGCGGAAGCGGAAGUUCCCCCAGUACAACGUCAUGGUGAAGGCAGAGGACCAGGCCCGCCAACCCAGAGACAGGCUGUCCUCCGUUGUCCGUGUGGUCGUCCAAGUCACGGAGGCCAAUGACUUUCCUCCAUUCUUUGAAAGGACCAAGCAAGUGUCUUAUAUCAGUGAAGCGGCCACCAUAGGUUCCCUGAUCACAAAGCUAAAGGCACGAGAUGAAGAUGGAGACGAGGAUGUUUACCUAAAAUUCAGGAUCAUUUCAGGAAACGAACAAGGAUCAUUCAGGGUGUCUGACAAAGGCUAUUUGUUUACAAACCGCCCACUCGACAGAGAACUCCGCGCAUCGUACAGACUCACACUAGAAGCAUCGGAUGGCAGACACACUGCUGAGGCAAUAUUAACUGUUCAUGUGCGUGACACAAACGACCAUGCCCCAGUUUUCAGCCAAUCAACUUACGACUUUACUCUAUCAGAAGACGCUUCAACCAAUCAGAUGAUAGGGAAAGUUGUUGUGACGGAUAAAGACGAAGGGCCAAACGGGAAAGUAAUAUUUUCGUUGUCCGGAGAACAUUCUGACAUAUUUGGUAUUAAAAAGAGCGGCGAGAUCUACCUGCGUCGGCGUUCUGUUGUCUUGGACCGUGAGACCACGGACCGGAUCAACAUCCAGGUCAGAGCGGAGGAUCUCGGACAGCCCCCGGAACAGGGUGACGCCACAGUACGGAUACGUCUCCUUGACGUCAAUGAUAACAGACCAGUGUUCACAGAGACUCGGUACGUUACGGAAAUAACAGAGGAAUCUCCUGGUCGCAACAGACGUCGCAAACUCGUGCAGCUGGAAGACGAGCUGUUGGCUGAGGACGCUGACAAGGACGUCGGUAACCGCAACAUCACCUACAGCCUACGCGGUGUUGGGACUGACGUCUUUAUGAUUGACAAGAGAACUGGGCGUGUGUAUAUCAGACAGACUCGUCUUGUUGAUUGCGAAGUGAAGUGCGAUUACAAACUGAAGGUCGUAGCUAGAGAUCGCGGUGGAGAUGGUUUGGAGGGAACGGCUGAUCUGGUCAUCAAGAUCAAAGACAUUAAUGACAACAAGCCCACCUUGACGAAGAACUACACGUUCCGCGCCUCACCGCGGGCCAAGGUCGGUUCCGUGAUCGGGGACAUCGACGCAGUGGACGUAGACGUGGACGCCCGCAACAGGCGCGUCAUGUACGUGCUCAAAGACGGCGGGUACGGCAAGUUCAGCAUCGACUUCGAUUCAGGCCGGCUGAUCCUGGUCGACUCCCUGACCCGCGAGCCUCAGAUGGAGACGUACAACCUGGCGGUGGAGGUGAUGGACACCGGGGAGCCACGCCUUAGCACCAUGGGGGUGGUCAGGGUGCAGGUGCCCGUCAACAGGAAGCCUACACUAGGGGUGGCACAGAAGGUGGUGGUCAGCGAGGACGCGCGUGUGGGGGUGAGGAUCGGCCGGGUCAACGUAACCGACUCUGAUUCCCUGACAUACAGACUGGAUCAGACUGAUUCAGUUCCAUUCCGGGUGAGCUCUGACGGCACUAUCAGCACUACCAGAAAACUGGAUAGGGAGGAUAGUGAGGCGUACACACUGAAGAUAGUCGUCACAGAUAGGGGCUACCCGAUCAACACCGUCACCGCCACCGUCGACGUUGUUGUACAGGACGUCAAUGACAACGCCCCAGUGUUCACGUUUACCAGAUACUCAGGAGAGAUUGUGGAAGAUGACGCCAGCCCCAAGAGGAAUCAAAUUGUAAAAAUGUCAGGGGAGAUAACUGUGACGGACGGCGACGGGACCGAGGAGAACCGAGGUGUUGUCCUGUCACUGCGGGGUGAGGGGAGCGACAAGUUCACCAUCGACUCGGACACCGGGAUAGUGAAGGUCAAGGUCCCAGGGUCCAUAGACUGUGAAGUCAAAUGUUUCUACGCGUUUAAGCUUCACGCACAAGACCAGAAGGGCCGGGGUCUGAGUGGCAAGGCUGACAUCCUCAUCAGUGUGCAGGACCUCAACGACAACUCCCCGACCUUCCAGCCUAAUCUGACCUUCACCUUGAACUCUCUCACAAAGGUCGGUGCCCAGAUUGGCAGUGUCAAGGCCACAGAUAGGGACAAGAAGGGCCCCAAUAAUGUCGUCCUCCAUGUUCUUACUGAAGGAGGAGAUGGCAAGUUUGAGGUUGACCCGUAUACAGGAAGCAUCAAGCUUCAGAUGCCACUCCUGGAUGAACCACGGAGAGAGAAGUACCUCCUUCACGUCAGUGCAUUUGACUUCGGGAACCCCUCCUUGUCCGCCGACACCACAGUGGCCAUCAAUGUCCCCCUCAACUUUGAGCCUAGGGUAGCCCCAAAGACAACAUUCUCUGUUGAGGAAAAUAUCCCUGUUGGGUCAAACAUUGGUCAAGUUGCAGCCACCGACAAGAACGUUGAACGGGGAGAAGAUGACCACUUGAGAUACUUCAUUGAUGAAGAGACUUUGGCAGGUGCUGGUUUUCCGUUCAGCAUAGAUAUUGACACCGGCAUGAUAUCCACUAGAGCAGCUCUGGACAAGGAAACGGCCGAUGGGUUCACUUUCCUUGUGUAUGUGGUCGACUCCCUAGUUCCGGUGUACACAUCCUCGAGUUCCGUGCACGUGGAGGUGCGGGACCAGAACGACAGUCCCCCCGAGUUCACCUCCCCCGAGUAUGUGAUGAAGGUCCUGGAAGAUGAUGCUGGGCACGUACAACAAACGCUGCAGAUUUCUCCGUCAGUUGGCGUUACCGACAUAGACACCGCCCUUGCAGACAUACAGUUCAGCUUGAUGGGGAAUGGCAGUGACCUGUUUGUCAUCGACCCGGACACAGGUCACAUCGACCUGAAACACAGUGGCACCAUGGACAGCGAGACACAGCAGCAGUAUAACCUAACUGUUGUGGCAUCAGAUGGAAGAUUCUCCAGUGAAGCACCGUUAACAGUAAUUGUAGAAGAUGUCAACGAUCACGCACCAGUAUUCCAAGGGGAGAUAACUCUGAAUGUCAGCUCUCAGACACCUGUGGGGUCUGUGAUUGGUCAAGUCAAUGCCGCUGAUGCUGAUGUGACGGAGCAGAACAAUGAUGUGAUGUAUUACGUCAUCAAAGGUGGACUGGAUAAGUUUGCUGUUCAUCCUGAAUCAGGCGAGAUCCAGGUUGUGUCAUCCCUGAUGGAGAACCCCCUCCAGGACUCCUACUCCCUGACAGUCCGAGCUGCGGACCUGGGACGACCCCAGAAGUACAGCGAUACAACCGUCACCAUCUACGUCCCCAUCAACUACCAGCCACAGGUGCCCCCCGUCACGGAGCUACAGGUGGGGGAGGACCUCCCCCCGGGCAGCGUCGUGCACACGCUGCAUGUACUGGACCCCAAUGUGGAUAGAGGAGACGGGGACAAGCUCAACUUCUUCAUCAGUGAACACAUGUCUCGAGAUAUCCCCUUUGAGAUCGACAGAUACACAGGGGCUCUGAGGACCAAGGCUGUGCUGGAUCGAGAAAGCACUGACAAGUACAGUUUCCUGGUUCAUGUGACCGACAGCAAGCAGCCUGUGUACACGGCAUCCACAACUGUACACCUCACCGUUACUGAUGUCAACGACAACGUGCCCGUAUUUGCAGCCAACAGCUAUAAUGCUAAAGUCAUUGAGGAUGAUGCCACACCAGGCAAAGCACAGGUGGUGUAUCUGAGGCCUCCACUGAAGGUGACAGAUGAGGACAGUUCGAGUGACCAGUUUGUGUACAGGCUGCAGGGAACAGGGAGCGAGCUCUUCUCCAUAGAUGCCAGCAGUGGACAGAUCACUCAGAGGGAGGCGGGGAGUCUGGAUGGGGACAGCACCUCCCUCUAUAAUCUCACAGUGUCUGUAGAUGACGGUCGCUAUGUCAGCAAUGUCUCACUGUUGGUGUCUGUGGAGGAUGUGAACGACCACGCCCCUGUGAUGCUGGGGGGGAAGAGAGUGGAGGUUGACCCUCUGUCCCUCCCGGGGGAUGUGGCAGCCGUGAUGAAGGCAGAGGACUUGGACCAAUCAGACAGGAACAAGAGAGUCUCGUACUACCUCAUGGCUGGAGGCAUGGACAGGUUCAGGAUAGAGGAGAAUACAGGGGAGAUAACUGUUGCCAGCUCUCUGACUGAGGGAAGGCUACAGGACCAGUAUGACCUUGAGAUCCGUGUUGUUGAUCACGGCUACCCCCAGCAGUCCACAGACUUCACCCUCACCCUGGAUGUCCCAGUCAAUUUCCCCCCCAGGCUGAGUGACGGCUACAGCUUCAGGCUGCAGGAGAAUGUCCCGGUGGGGACGGCUGCCGGGCAUGUGGUGGCCACGGACAGGAAUGUAGACAAGGGGGAAGACGAACAACUCAGCUACUUCAUGGGUGAGACAGAAUCACCCAGCCUGCCCUUCGCCAUUGAGCGAGACACAGGUCAGCUCCUGACAACGUCCACCAUUGACCGAGAACAACACAGCGAGUACAAGUUCUCUGUGAUCGUCACCGACAGUCGCAGCCCUGUCUACACAUCUUCGUCAACGGUCACCGUGGCUAUAGACGAUGAGAAUGACAAUGCUCCGGUGUUUAAUGCUCAGCAGUAUGGCGUCAGCUUCCCUGAAGACAGGGACUUUACCGAUGACAGAGAGUUAAUUCUGUUGCCCAAGAUGUCUGUACAAGACCCUGAUGGCGGGUCUGACCAGCUGCAGUUCAGACUGGAGGGAACUGGCAGCGACCGGUUUCAGAUGAACUCCCUGACCGGGGCCAUUGCAGUUAGAAAGGAGGCUGUCUUUGAUACAGAGCAGAGGCCGUACUACAACUUGACGGUUGUGGUGAGUGACGGCUUACACUCCUCUGCAGCAAUACUUGACAUCAACGUGGAUGACAUCAACGACAACGCCCCUGAGUUCAGCUACAACACAACAAUCUACCUAGACCCCUUUGCACCACUGGGGAGUCAUGCUGGGGACGCCUCUGCUGUGGACGGCGACGUCACGGACCCCAACAGUGUCGUUCACUACCAUCUGCUGGGAGGUGGGCUGGACAAGUUCACAAUACAUGAAGAAACAGGUCAGCUGACACUAGUGUCGUCUCUGAUGGAGGACCCAAAGCGCAGCGAGUACAAUGUUAAAGUACUGGCAUUUGACAUGGGGACCCCCCAACGGAGGACCAAUGGCGUGUUCAAGAUUAGGGUUCCUGUCAACUACCAGCCUCACUUUGAAUCCCUGUACAGACUCAAUGUCAAGGAGAACGUCACCGUGGGGUCAGAGUUCGGGCAGGUCAAGGCAACUGACAAGAACAUAGAACUGGGCGAGGAUGAAAGGCUGAAUUAUUUCAUCGACGAGAAGAGUACUCAAGGUGUUGACUUCCCCUUCUACAUGAACCGACAGUCUGGUCAGCUGGUCAUCUCCUGUGUGCUGGACCGAGAGAAGAAAGACAAGUAUGACUUCAUGGUGUAUGCCACCGACUCCAAGCUGCCUGUGUACACGGCAUCAACGCUGGUGGAAGUCACCAUUGACGACAUCAACGACAAUCCCCCACAGUUCGGUGCUGCAGCGUACACUGCUCUCAUCCAGGAGGAUGACGCCAACCCAGGAACUCAACAAACACUCUCUGUGACUCCACUGGUGUCGGCCACUGAUGCUGACAGUAUCCGGGAGGACCUGACGUACAGGUUGGAGGGACCAGGGGGUGACCUGUUUGACCUUGACCCUGUGACAACGCGGUUGCGUCAGAAGACAGCUGGGAGCCUUGACAGUGACACUCACCAGCAGUACAACCUAACACUGGUGGUAUCAGAUGGUGAACAUGAGACGACUGCAGACCUGCUCGUGAUGGUGGCAGACACUAACGAUAAUGCCCCCAGCUUCCUGCCCACGACCGAGCUACGUGUUGACCCUGAGGAGAGAGUGGGGACAGUAGUGGGGAGGGUGCAGGCUGUUGACAGGGACACCUCUCCUGGGAACGGGGACAUCGCCUACUACCUCCAGGGUGGGGGCCUGGACAAGUUCUCCGUUCACGCCCACACAGGGGAGAUAACCCUGGUGGGAGGGCUGCUGGACACCCCCUACAGAGAAGAGUAUCAGCUUCAAAUAAGAGCUGUGGACUUUGGUCAGCCCCAGAUGUCUGACUCUACAGUUCUCACAGUGAUCGUUCCCCUCAACAAGCCCCCCCAGGUGGCGGCCGAGACUAUAUUCAGGGUGGAUGAGGAUCAGCCUGUGGGGACAGAGAUCGGUGAUGUGAUGGCUUCCGACCCUGACAGGACACCCCACCUGGUGUAUGAGAUACGGGACUCGGACAUGCCAUUCCAAAUCAACCAAUCAGGCACCAUCUCCGUGACGAUGAAGCUGGACAGUGAAAGAAGAGACAAGUACAUGUUCACUGUGCUUGUGGUGGAUGCAGGCACUCCCACACACACAGCUACGACCACAGCCACCAUCUACGUCGAUGGCGUCAACGAUGAGAAGCCUUUGUUCUCCCACACCAUGUACACAGCAUUGGUCGAGGAAAACCUUUCUCUGGAGGCGUCCCUCAAACCGAUACCUAUUACGCCUGAGUUGGUAGUGACUGAUGGUGACUCUGUGGAUGGGGGGGAUGUUGUGUUGACACUGGAGGGGGAGGGAAGUGAGGUCUUCACAAUCGACAGGGUCACACAUGACCUGAAGAUCACAGACCCAAAUCUCAUUGACUGUGAGAGAAUGUGUGAAUACAACCUGCUGCUGAUUGCAACUGACGAUGGCGGCCAUGGUCUACAGAACAGUGCCAACCUGACGAUCACCAUCCUCGAUGUCAAUGACAACGCCCCCACCUUCCAGCACUCCUACAACUUCAGCGUUCCCCCUGAUACACCAGUAGGCACGGUUGUGGGUGUGGUGCAAGCAACAGAUAUUGACGGCUUUGAAGGCAACAACAGGAUCACAUAUCUCCUUACCAGGGGAGGAGCAGGGAAGUUCUUUGUGGACCCUGUGUCAGGUGAAGUACUGGUGUCAGACUCCCUGAUCCGAGCUCCGAUACAAGACAUCUACAGACUGAGCAUCAGGGCAGGCGACUCCGGGUACCCCUCUCUGUUCGAGGACACGGAGGUCUCCGUGAAUGUCCCAAACAACAAGCCUGCACUGGUUCCUGAGGACCUCACUCUGACAGUAGAAGAGUCCACUCCAGUGGGAGGGUAUGUGGGUGAGGUGGCCGUCACUGACCCUGAUGCUUCACCUCUCUACCCUGUCAUCUUCUCGUUGUUGGACUCCUCGGAUACCCUCCACAUCGACCCCACAUCAGGGGAGAUAACCACCGUGGUGGCGCUGGACUCCGAGAGACAGUCUCAGUACAUCACCAGAGUCCAGAUCGAGGACCGUGGCAUCCCAACACAUGUCAUGACAGCAACCGUCACCGUCAACAUUGCAGACAUCAAUGACAAUUACCCACAAUUCUCCUCUCCAACAGGGUAUGCAGUCACUAUUGAGGAAAAUGAUGCUGACCUGGAGACUGCAGUCCUGACCCUGAAACCAACAUUUGUUGUCAGUGACGAGGAUCGAAGAGAAAGCAACUUUGUGUACAAGCUGUUUGGACAGUAUUCGGAACAUUUUGAAAUGAACGAGGGAUCAGGGGCAAUAACUCUUGCCCCAGACAUAGACAUAGACUGUGAGCGUGUAUGUGAGUACAACUUGAAGAUAAACGUAACGGAUGAAGGUGGUGUAGGUUUAACAUCCACCGCUCCUCUGCAAAUAACUGUAGAGGACAUCAACGACAAUCCUCCUGACGUCACCCCCGAUGUUGUGUACAGUGUGAGCCCCAAUGCCACUGUCGGCGAUGUUGUUGGGAAGGUGCUUGCUGUUGACCUUGACAUAAGCGACCAAAACCAUCAACUGACCUUUAUUCUCACUUAUGGAGGAUCCGGAAAAUUUGCUGUUGGUUUUCAUACUGGCAUCAUAACAGUUGCCGACAAUCUGACAAGACAACCAUUAGUUGACGAGUACCGGCUACAGUUCACAGUGCGAGAUUCCGGGUUCCCCGGCUUAAGCUCCGAGGCGAUCUACACUGUGCACGUCCCCAUCAAUAAACGCCCUAUUUUCAAAAACACCAAGGUUGCUGUUGAUGUCCUUGAGGAUGUGGAGAUAGGGUACAUCAUUGCCGACGUUGGCGUGGACGACCCAGACUCCUUGACGGGAGGAGUUAGUGACAUCACCUACAGCCUUGUUGGAGAUCAAGGACUGUUCACCAUAGACAAGUCUACAGGGCUGAUCACCACUGCAGCCUUGCUGGAUGCUGAACACACGACCAGUGUGGACAUGACAGCCUCUGUAGUGGACACAGGUAUCCCCACCUACACCGGGACGACGGCCGUGCAUGUCGACAUCCAGGGUGUCAACGACAACAUCCCCACCUUCUCAUCGUCCACUGGCUACACUGCCAUCAUAAGGGAGGAUGUCGGCCUCGGAUCCACAGACCCGGUUGAAAUAGUCUUGAUUCCCGGACUCUCUAUAGCUGAUGAAGAUGGAGAUGACGUGCAUGUCCAUCUGUCCGGCGAUGGUGCGGAACUGUUUGCAGUUGACCAGAAGACCCACACCAUCACGCUGGAGAACCCAGACAGCAUCGACUGUGAACAUCAGUGUCAUUACAAUUUGUCGAUCAUAGCAUCAGACAGUGGCACCCCCGAGUUGACUAGUUCCGCUGAGCUGACGGUCCAGAUUGAAGACGUGAAUGAACAUGCUCCCGAGUUUGCCAGGACCUUCGUUUACCCAGUCCAAGCUGCCGCCCCAGUCGGCACGCUGGUUGGUUAUGUGGAGGCAACGGACAAAGACUUCGGGGAAAGGAACAGCGACAUCUCAUAUAUUCUGAAAUCGGGAGGCUAUGACAAGUUUGCCGUCCAUUCUGACACUGGGGCCAUCACAGUCGCUGACAGCCUCAUCCGGGAGCCUCAACUGAAGCAGUAUGACCUUCAGGUGGAGGCUCGUGACCUUGGGUACCCUCAGAGGUCAGCUGAGACGACUGUGGUGGUCAAAGUUCCUGUCAACGAGGAGCCAGUGUUUGCUCACACCAUGGUGUACAACGUGUCUGAAGACUUCACUGUUGGGGACAUCAUCGGAACUGUGAAAGCAGAGGAUGUAGAUCUGGGGAUGGGAGAGAAGCAGUACCUGGCCUAUAGUAUCAUUGGAGGCGAUGGUGUGUUUUCCGUAGACAGCAGAACAGGGGACAUAAUCCUGUUUGAUGACCUUGACGCUGAGUCAAGGAGCUCCUACGAGUUGAAGGUGAAGGCUGAAGACCAUGGGUAUCCAUCGCUGACAUCAACAGGAUCACUGAUCAUCAAUGUUGAUGAUGUUAAUGAUAAUCCCCCUGUAUUCACGGCACCACAUGGAUACGUUGCUAUGGUGUCCGAGAUGGCUGAUGUAACCAUCAAGCCUAUUGUGGAAAUAGUGCCAGAGUUGUCCGUCCUUGAUGCUGACAUAGAGGGAGCCACUGACGGUGUCUGGUUUGGUUUGGAAGGAUUUGGACACAGCGACUUCCGCCUGGAUCCAGUCACAGGUCAGCUGACAGUACGCGAGAAUGCCACGCUGGAUGCAGAUCUCCAACAGAUAUAUAAGCUAAAGAUAACAGCAAUAGAUCAGGGGGUUACUGGACUGAAGGCCACAGCAGCACUGAACAUCACCAUUGAGGAUGUCAAUGAUAACCCGCCGGUGUUCCGCCAGACAGUGGAGGGCAUUCUGUCCCCUCUUGUGGUGGACCCCUCCUCCCCUCUUGGGACGGUGAUCUACACAUUCCUGGCUGACGACGCCGAUGCUGAUGCAGACAACAGGAGGAUCACCUACAUGCUGCAGAGCGGGGGAUAUGGGAAGUUCUCCGUGGAUCCAUUCUCUGGCGAAGUAAAGAUCGCUGAUGACUUGACCCGCGACCCCCUGGAGAAGGACUACUUCCUGACUGUGAAGGCUGUCGACUCCGGGUCCCCGUCCCUGUCAGCUGACGCUGUGCUGCAGCUGCACGUGCCCCUCAACACCCGGCCGCAGCCUCAGUCUGACAUCCAGCUGCAGGUGCCCGAGAACAUCACCGUGGGAGACGUGGUGGACGUGAUCUACAUCAGGGACUUUGACUCCCAGUCAGAUGGCUUCCAGUACUUGCUGGACACAACUGUGUCUGAGUUCACCAUCGACCCUCUGAGAGGCGAGAUACGAACAGUGAAGCCCUUGGAUGCUGAGUUCCGCAGUGAGUACAUCCUCCCUAUCACCAUCAUCGACCGCGGCUUCCCCACCCACACGGUCUCCACCACUGCUACUGUGACAGUCAGCGAUGUCGAUGACAACCUGCCCCAGUUCUCGGCCCUGACGGAGUACACAGCAACCCUACAGGAAGGCAGAUAUGAUGCAGAACAGGAACUCAUCUUGUCUCCAGGCCUGGCAGUCUGGGACAGGGACAUCAGUGCCAGCAACAGCGAGUACAGGGUGUUCCUGAAGGGUCACGGCAGCGACAUGUUCCAGAUCACACCAGAUGGUACCCGUAUUCUUCUCAAAGGAUCGUCCAUGCUGGAUGCGGAGAAUGUCCCAGACUACCAUCUCCAGAUAAUUGCCGAGAGUGUACAGAAUGACUGGCGCCACACUGGCGUCAACCUGACCAUAUCUGUAGAGGAUGAGAAUGACCAUGCUCCGUACCUGCCCCACGGCCAGGAGUUUACUGUGGAUCCUGCCAGCAGUGUUGGCACUGUGGUCGGCGCUGUUGUCGCUGUCGACGAAGAUGUUGUCAGCCCUAACAACGAUGUCAUGUACAUCAUGAGAGAAGAUGGAUAUGGGAAGUUUGGAAUUGACAUUGACGAUGGAAACCUAUUUGUGAAGAAUAGCCUCACUCUGGAACCUACCCUUGACCUCUAUGAACUCCAAGUUGUGGCUGUAGACAAAGGCUACCCAGCAUUGACAGGCUCCACCAUGGUCAGAAUCAAUGUACCGAUCAACAAGCCGAUCACUGUGCCGAAGUCGGUAACGUUCAGUGUUGACGAGGAUGCUGACAUUGGUAAAGAGGUGGGCAGGAUCAACAUCACACAGCCAGACGGAGACACUGGGACUGUAGAGUACAGGCUGCUCAAUACUGGUGUUCCUUUCACCAUUGACACCAGCAAGGGAAUAAUCCGAACCUCUACAUCCUUGGAUGCGGAUACAGAUGCGGAGUAUGUUCUUCAAGUGGCGGUGACCAACCGUGGCGUGCCCACCUACACCUCCACAACAUCAGUGACGGUAGCUGUUGGCAACAUCAAUGACAACCCUCCACAGUUCACAUCAGACCAGGGCUACACAGCAACAGUGGUGGAGAACUAUGACGUCACACUCUUGAAUGUGAUUCCAACUGUAGCAGUCAUAGAUCUAGAUAACAGGGGCACUGUCAUGGAUGUGGAAUACUCCCUGGGAGGAAACCACUCCGACCUGUUCACGAUCAACCCACUAUCAGCUGCUGUCAGCAUCAAGGAUCCUCAGGGCCUGGAUGCAGAGCAUGCUCUUGUGUAUAAUCUCACGCUCACUGCUACAGAUGACAACGGUAAAGGUCUGAAAACUCAUGCUAACCUGAAGGUGAAGGUGAAGGAUGUUAACGACAACUCGCCUCGCUUUGACUACAAUCACGUUGUGAAGGUAGACCCCAGAAGCCUGGUUGGCUAUGAGGUUGCUACUGUAAAGGCUGUUGAUGACGACGGCUCUCCUGAGAAUAACAGACUCAUGUACUUCCUUCAAGACGGUGUCGGUAAAUUCAGAAUCAACCCCUUGACAGGCACAAUCUCGUUGUCAUCGAGACUGACGGAGGAGCCUUUGAGGUCAGAGUACAGCCUUGGAGUGAGGGUGGUAGACUCAGGCUUCCCCCCGCAGACGGCCGACACCACGGUGAGGGUGCUGGUAGAGCUGAAUCAACCAGCUGUGUACGAGCUGACCCAGGACUUCCAUGUGACGGAGAACCGCCCCGCCAGUACCAUGGUGGGCAUCCUGGACGUCGCUGACCCUGAUGGCAGGGCCCUGGAGUUCACCUCACUGGAUCACUCAGUGCCACUGGCUGUUGACCGGACAACGGGCACGAUCCACACCACAUCCUCCCUGGACCGGGAGAAGUCCGCAUCUGUCAGCCUCCCUGUGCAAGUGGUGGACCAGGGUGCACCCUCCUUCACCGGCACCAUCAUCACCACCGUCCACAUCCUGGACAUCAACGACAACAGUCCCACCUUCAAUGUAGCCGAUGGAUAUCAUGGAGUUGUCCCCGAGACCUUCGACUCCCUUGACCCGUACAUCGUGUAUCUGAAUCGGCCGAUAGUUGUGGAUGAUGCCGACCCCGAUGCUGACCUGGAAAACAUUCAGCUCAGGCUGACCGGACCUGGCAGUGACCUGUUCCAGAUAGACCGGGCUUCAGGGCAUCUUAUUCUCCACACUCCCCAGAGUGUUGACAGUGAAACCCAGGCCACCUUCAACCUGACUCUGACUGCAGUGGAUGACUCCGGUGGGAAGACUCAGCAGUCGUCGGUGCCGGUGUUUAUUGAUGUAGAUGACUUUAAUGACAAUCCACCGGAAUUCAAGGAUGAUUUUGAGUUUGAAGUGGCCACGAACACACCAGUCGGUGCAGAGAUCGGGACAGUUGUGGCCACGGAUAGAGACGUCUCCGAGAGGAAUAACAAACUCACCUACAUCCUGAAAUCUGGGGGAUAUGGAAAGUUUGAACUGGACAGUGAAACAGGUGUGUUGAGUCUGUCGGAGAACAUCCUGCGAGAACCUGUGCUGGGGACCUACAUCCUGCAUGUCGAGGCUCUGGACAGUGGGGAGGGCCGACUCUCCGGGGACACCAGCGUCACCAUCAGGGUGCCAGUCAACUCCCCGCCCACCAUCACAGACAGCUUCACCUUUGCUGUAGAGGAGAACAAGCCUGUGGGCAGUGUAGUAGGGGAGGUAACUCUGGACGACCCAGACACAGCAUCAAACCCAUAUGAGAAGUUUGAAUUCACUGUCACAGAUGCACAAGCACCAUUUGAGUUCCGAAGGAAGACCGGUACCCUGACAACCAAGAGGGGUUUGGACAGGGAGAAGGAGGACUACCUCACUGUGCCUGUCCGAGUGGUCAACCCAGGGGCACCCUCCUUCACAGUGACCACUACAGUGACCGUCGCAGUGACCGACGUCAACGACAACAUUCCGGUGUUCAGCUCUCCGUCAGGUUAUGUGGCCUCCAUGAUAGAGAAUACAGUGACCGAGUUCCUGGAGAUGAGUGAUGGAGUGAGUGUUGUUGACGCCGAUGCCACGGAGGCUCACCGACUGACCACCCUACAUCUUGGUGGUGAGGGUAGUGAAAGGUUCAUCCUGGACUCGGACAGCGGCCGCCUCAAGCUGAGGACGCCCGGCAAACUAGACGCUGAGGAGCAGAGUUCAUACAAUUUGACUAUCACUGCAACAGAUGAGUCUGGGAGAGGCAAGAACUCCACAACGUCCCUGACUGUCAAUAUUGAGGAUGUCAACGACAAUGCUCCAGUGUUCCCGGGAACAUACAACUUGAGUAUAGCUGCUGGGACAAGGGUAGGACAAGUUGUCGGGAGGAUCAAGGCCACUGACAGAGACAUCCAUCGCAAAAACAACAGGAUCACGUAUCUUCUUAGAGGCGGCGCUUUUGGGAAGUUUGAUUUGGAUCCAGAUUCAGGUGACAUUGUAGCCAUCGAGAAGCUGACAGUUGAGCCAUUCCGUCACGUGUACCACCUCUCGGUUGAGGCCAUUGACUCGGGGGACCUCAGACAGUCAGCCGAGACAGUGGUCACUAUCAAGGUCAACCUCAACAAGCCACCCGUUGUGCCCACUACCAUCCAGUUCAAGGUCAAGGAAAACCAGACUGUGGGGUCGGAGGUGGGCAGGGUCAAGGUCACUGACCCGGACAUGGAGUACAACAAUGGAGAGGAGAUCCAGUUCUUCACCGGGGAACCUGAAGUGCCUUUCAUGGUGGAGCGUGACACCGGCAUUGUACGGAUGGCCACAGAGCUUGACCGAGAGACAAAUGACCACUUUGAGAUGUCCGUUGUUGUGGUCAACAAGGGAUCUCCCUCAUACACUGCAACUACACACAUCGUCAUCGGAAUCAUCGACCUCAACGACAACCCACCAACAUUCUCAGCAAGUCAGUAUGUGGGUCGAGUCGUGGAGGACCAAGACGGGAGCCGGGAUGCAACUCAAGUUGACCUGGAUCGGCUGAUACUGGUGAGCGAUGAGGAUGUGACCGAGGAGAACCGAGGGUUGGUGCUGAGCCUGGUGGGGGUGGGCAGUGACCAGUUCCAAGUGGACGCAGACACGGGUCACUUGUACGUCCGCAGGCCGGGAGUCAUUGACUGUGAACACAGAUGUCAGUACAAGCUCAUGCUAUAUGCCACAGACCAAAAUGGCAAAGGUCUCACCAGCUCAGCGAACUUGACCAUUAACGUUGAAGACGUGAACGACCACAGCCCGGAGUUUGAGGAGAAAUAUGAGUUCACGGUGAACACAGGAGCAGCUAAGGGAUCGCACAUUGGGAUGCUGGCGGCCACCGACCGGGACGACACUGUGAAGAACAACCAACUCACCUACUUCCUCACAGACGGCGGACAUGGCAAGUUUGAUGUCAAUCCAACUACAGGUGAGCUGUAUGUUUCUGACACGCUGAAGAGAGAGCCCUACCACGACGUCUUCCAUCUGCAUGUGCAAGCUGUAGACAACGGCUUCCCACGACGGUCCGCUGACACCACAGUCCAGAUCAAGGUUCCCAUGAACAAAGCCCCAACCGUGGAGAAAGUGAUGUCUCUGACGAUGGUGGAAAACCUGCCGGCAGGGACCAUGGUGGGGAAGGUUGAAGCCGUGGACCCGGACCUUGGGAGCAGUGCCGGGGAGACCCUGGAGUAUCUCAUCACUGAUACAUCAGUGCCCAUUAUGGUGGACAAGUACAGCGGAGAGCUGAAACUGAAGUCGAGCGUUGAUCGAGAGAAGCUGGACAGCAUGAGCUUCAAUGUGCAGGUGGUGAACGACGGUGCACCUGCCUACACCAUGUCCACACUCGUUACCAUUAUCGUCAAUGACACCAACGACCAUGCGCCCGAGUUUUCCAUCAAGGGAGGGUACUCUGGUGUUGUGUCUGAAACUGUGUCGACUUCCAGGGGGGAUGUUUAUGUUAAAUUGAGCCACCCGAUCACAAUUGAAGACAAAGAUGACACAACUGAGAACAGGGAUGUGCGGGUCACACUGACAGGGCGUGGCUCCGACAACUUCGAGUUUGUGGAAGCCACAGGCAGGAUAAAGAUACGAGACCCCUCCAUGAUUGAUGCUGAAGUACAAAGGACUUUCAAUCUGAAGCUGACAGCCACGGAUCAAGGAGGACGUGGAUUCAGCACCUCUACCAAUGUCUCCAUCACCGUGGACGACAUCAAUGACAACCGCCCCAUCUUUGUCAGCAGCACCACCUUCAGCAUGGCCCCUUCUGCCAUGAGGGACAGCAAGGUGGGCGUGGUCCGAGCCAGGGAUGACGACGCUACCGCCCAGAACAACAGGAUCACCUACCUCCUCACGGGGGGAGGACACGGCAAGUUUACCGUCGACUCCAGAACAGGAGAAAUCUUUGUGACUGACUCCCCGAAUCACCAGUCAAUGCUAGACGUGUACCAUCUGGACAUCCGGGCACAGGACAACGGUGUGCCGCAGAUGUCCACAGAUACUGUCGUCACUGUCAACGUCCCCAUCAACCACCCACCCAGGAUGUCACUUCCCAAGUAUGAGUUUCACCUGCCGGAGAACAACGCCGUCGAUGCUGUUGUGGGGAGGGUGACAGCUGUCGACCCUGACAUCCCUGCCGACCCCCAUCACAAACUGACAUACUCUAUAGAUGACGCUAGCGGGUUAUUCAGCAUCCGACCCGACACUGGUGUCAUCACUGCCAACACAGUGCUGGACAGAGAGGUCACAGCCACUGUAGUGUUCGAUGUGCAGGUCAAGGACAAUGUGUACCCACAAAACUCGGAUACAGCCAAUGUCAAGGUCAUUAUCAUUGACCUCAAUGACAACCCCCCUGUUUUGAUGGGGGGGUCGGAUUACCGUGGUGCUGUGUUUGAAGACAACAAGCGGCCAAUGAGAGGACAGAUUGUUAAACUGGACAGGAAUAUAAGUGUGAUAGACCGAGAUGCGACAGAGAUUCACCGGGACUUCGUGGUAGAGCUGGAAGGAUAUGCCAGCAAGUUCUUCCGAUACAUCCCAGCCACAGGCCAGCUGGCAGUCAGAACCCCUGGCUCUAUUGACAGAGAGUUUAACGAGGCAUUUGAAAUGAAGAUCGUGGCCAGAGAUCGCAGCUUCAGCUGGCUAUCUUCCACUGCUACCCUACGCAUAGAUGUUGCCGAUAGCAAUGACAAUUACCCAGAAUUCCUUGAGACAACCUUCACCUUCACACUACCUUCUGUAGUCAAUGCUGGGGACGUUGCUGGGAAGGUUGUAGCCAGGGACAUCGACGCCACGGAGCCCAACAACAAGAUGCUCUAUCUUCUACAGGACAACCCUCUGGGAAAGUUUAAGCUUGAUAUCAACACAGGAGACUUGAUUCUGCUGCCAAGUUUCUUCUCCAAGCCUCGCAAGGAUGUGUACAGGGUGACUGUGGAGGCUCGAGACCUCGGCUUCCCCUCGCGCAAAGCUCAGACCAAGGUCAUAGUCCGAGCACCCUACUUCGACUUCAACGACCAUCCCCCUGAUUUCAAAGGGGAGACGAUGUUUGUAACGCGGGAGGAGAUUGCAGUGGGAGCAGUUGUUGGUCGCUUGAAUGUUGUGGAUGCGGACAAGGAUGGGAGCAGUGGUGUGAUGCUGGAGGUUCUACACACUGGCACCACAGUGCCUUUCAAGGUGGAAGCUGACGGUGCCAUCACGUGCUCAGAACGUAUAGAUCGAGACCUUGGACCCAAAUAUUACACCUUCAAAGUCCGAGCAACAGACACAGGAACACCUCCAUUCAAUGUCACCAGAGAUAUUAGUGUUAUCGUUGAUGACAUCAACGACAAUCCACCCAAAUUUCCUCUGCCAAAAUACAAACACAUGGUGUCGGAUAUCUUCCCACCCCGAACAGUAGUGGCGACUCCCUUUGCGUUUGACAAUGUGGAUGAGCGAGACUCUGUGUACCAUUACACAAUGAAAGGGGAUGACCAGGGCUAUUUUCAUAUCAAUGAAAAAACAGGGGUCGUUGUCACCACUGAUAUGGCCUCGACCCUUGACCCUCAGACUAUGACAUACCAGAUCGAGGCUGUAGAUCUGUAUAAUAAAUCACUCAAGGCUGUAACAGAGCUUGUGAUUCAGGUGAUCGAAUCUGCGAAGCCAUCUAAUGCUACCUGUUAAUGGGUACAAUUGUUUGAAGCAAAUUGUAAAUUAUGUCUAUUGUUGAUUGAGCAAUGAAUAAAUUAAUAUUUUUGUGAAAAACUU
Molecule: messenger RNA, 18794 nt
Organism: Haliotis rufescens (red abalone)
Lineage: Eukaryota; Metazoa; Mollusca; Gastropoda; Lepetellida; Haliotidae
Product: protocadherin Fat 1-like
Exons: 82
Coding region: 579-18710 (6043 amino acids)
Biological process (GO): homophilic cell-cell adhesion
Cellular component (GO): plasma membrane
Molecular function (GO): calcium ion binding
Source: RefSeq, a predicted model, not a curated record